This is a messenger RNA of Schistocerca nitens (vagrant locust), 1956 nucleotides long. Its product is annotated as phosphoglucomutase-like protein 5. Gene Ontology annotation, cellular component: cytosol. The record is from RefSeq and is a predicted model, not a curated record. The transcript has 7 exons. Gene Ontology annotation, biological process: carbohydrate metabolic process. Bases 1 to 1956 code for a protein of 651 amino acids. Lineage: Eukaryota; Metazoa; Arthropoda; Insecta; Orthoptera; Acrididae. Gene Ontology annotation, molecular function: phosphoglucomutase activity; magnesium ion binding.
AUGGCAGAAGAAAUCGUGAACAGGCAGAUAUUUAGGAAAAAACGAGGAAGAACAGAGUAUUCUCGGCAGAAGAACGUGCACAAGACUGUGCGGCAUAUCGUGUCGGUGGAUACGACGCCGUACCUUGACCAGAAUCCGGGCACCAGUGGACUCCGAAGACCGACGCUGAUAUAUCGCCAGAAAAACUAUGCGGAGAACUAUAUAGAAUGCAUCCUGAAGGUCCUCGGCGACACCGUGGUUGGGAGUACUAUAGUCGUGGGAGGGGACGGUAGGUACCUCUGUGAGGAGGUGGCCCAGAAGGUGAUCAGGCAGUGUGCGGCGAAUGGAGUGUACAAGGUGAUCGCGGCGCACAACGCGCUGAUGACGACGCCGGCGAUAUCUGCGGUGAUCCGCAAAUACGGCGCGCUGGGCGGCUUUGUACUUACGGCCAGUCACAAUCCUGCCGGCCUGCUUGGCGACUUCGGCAUCAAGUUCAACGGCUCCAACGGCGGUCCGGCGCCGCUUCCCUUCACGAAAACUGUUCACAUCACCUCGCGGCACAUCAAGAGCUACAAGACCCUGAGCAACCUGACUGUCGAUCUCUCAGACAUUGCGACCCACUGGUUCAACGUCGAGGGACGAGAAUUCCUAGUGCAGGUGAUCGACUCGGUGGAUGACUACGUGCAGCUGGUAAAGGAUAUAUUUGAUUUUCCUCAUCUGAGCCGACUGCUAACGGAAGGUCUUGGAGGAGAGCCUUUCCGCCUGCUCGUGGAUUGCAUGCACGGAUCUAGUGGACCGUACGCGCGCAGAAUAUUCUGCGACGAAAUGGGCGCGCCACCUGAGCAACAGGACCCAUGGUCCAAGAUAAUGAACUUUGCGAAAGGUUUACUGCUGGAGGAACAACAAUUGUUAUCCAUAGGAACAAAGAUUCGGGGUCUGGGGCUAGAACUGGUGUCGGAUCUACAAAGGAAGCAGACUUCUAACUGGGUCUCGAAGUUGAAUGAAGUUGACGCCAGCACGGUGAUGAACGCGAAGCCGGUGGAGGACUUCGGUAACCACCCGGCGGACCCGAACAUGACGCGCGCCGGCCAGCUGCUGCAGCGCGCGCGGGCCGGCGCCUGCGACCUGGGCGCCGCGCUGGACGGCGACGGCGACCGCUGCCUGCUCGUGGGCCGCGGCGGGCUCUUCGUGCCGCCCGCCGACUCGCUGGCCGUGCUGGCCGCGCACCUCUGCUGCAUCCCCUACUUCUACAGCCGCACCACGCCCGGCUUCGCCAGGAGCAUGCCCACCGCCGCUGCUAUCGACCGCGUCGCCAAGGAGCUCGGCCUCGAGUGCUACGAGAGAGGUGGUGGACAGGUGCCGACAGGCUGGAAGUACUUCGGGAACCUGAUGGACGCGGGCCUGGUGUGCCUGUGCGGCGAGGAGAGCUUCGGCACGGGCUCGGACCACAUCCGCGAGAAGGACGCGCUCUGGGCCGUGCUGGCGUGGCUCUCCGUCGUGGCCGACCUGCGCCUGCACGUCCACCAGAUACUCGCCGACCACUGGAAGCACUUCGGCCGCCACUACUUCCAGAGAUACGACUUCGAGAAGUGCAACCGGGAUAGCUGCAAGCGAAUGAUGUUCGCGCUGGAGCAAUUGGUGGCCAGUGGGACCAUGGUUGGCGAAUGCUUCGGCGACGCCGACUUGAUAGUCGAGGCCGCUGAGAAGUACCGCUACGUCGACCCUAUCGAUGGAACUGUAACCAAAGACCAGGGCAUCUGGGUGCGCUUCGAGGGCGACAGCCGCCUGGUGUUCCGCCUGGGCGGCACCGACAGCUCGGGCAGCACGGUGCGCAUCUACUGCGAGCGCUACGAGCCCGACCCCGAGCGAACCGACCUGGACCCGGCGGAGGUGGUGCAGCCGCUCUACACGGCCGCCCUCGACGUACUCCGCCUGGAGGAGUUCACCGGCAGGACCAAGCCCGACGUCGUCACCUAA